Messenger RNA from Cajanus cajan (pigeon pea), 2059 nucleotides. Its product is annotated as Methylthiotransferase. Gene Ontology annotation, cellular component: endoplasmic reticulum. Gene Ontology annotation, biological process: tRNA methylthiolation. Gene Ontology annotation, molecular function: tRNA (N(6)-L-threonylcarbamoyladenosine(37)-C(2))-methylthiotransferase activity; 4 iron, 4 sulfur cluster binding. Lineage: Eukaryota; Viridiplantae; Streptophyta; Magnoliopsida; Fabales; Fabaceae. The record is from RefSeq and is a predicted model, not a curated record.
AUGGAGGACAUUGAGGAUUUGCUGAUUGGGAGCAGCCGAAGUGAAGCUCCACCAGGAUUUCGUUUGCCAUUAGCAGCUGCUGUUGGCGUCGGCGUUGGAACUAAGCGGAAUCAACUCUCUUCUUCUUUACCUUCGCCUGCGAUCCCUGGCACUCAGACUAUCUACAUCAAGACCUUUGGCUGCUCGCAUAACCAGAGCGACAGCGAAUACAUGGCUGGUCAGCUUUCGGCUUUUGGUUACUCUUUGAGCGAUAAUCCCGACCUAGCAGAUCUCUGGCUCAUUAACACUUGCACAGUUAAAUCCCCGAGUCAAUCUGCUAUGGAUACCAUCAUAUCAAAAGGAAAAUCUUCAAAUAAACCACUAGUUGUUGCUGGCUGUGUCCCUCAAGGAAGUCGAGAUUUGAAAGAGCUCGAAGGGAUCAGCGUUGUUGGAGUUCAGCAAAUUGAUCGUGUUGUUGAAGUUGUAGAGGAGACUUUAAAAGGUCACGAAGUGCGCCUCUUUACACGAAAGAAAUUGCCAGCACUGGACCUCCCUAAGGUAAGGAAGAACAAGUUUGUUGAGAUUCUUCCUAUCAAUGUUGGUUGUUUAGGUGCUUGUACUUAUUGCAAGACAAAGCAUGCUCGGGGUCACCUAGGAAGUUACACAGUUGAUAGCCUUGUUGGGCGUGUAAAAUCUGUCAUAUCUGAUGGAGUUAAAGAGAUAUGGCUUAGCAGUGAGGACACUGGAGCAUAUGGUCGUGACAUUGGUGUCAAUCUUCCAACUUUGUUGAAGGCCUUAGUAGCAGAACUACCAGCUGAUGCAAGCACAAUGCUGCGUAUUGGAAUGACCAAUCCACCUUAUAUCCUUGAGCACUUGAAAGAGAUAGCAGAGAUAUUACGCCAUCCAUGUGUGUACUCUUUUCUGCAUGUACCAGUUCAGUCUGGAAGUGAUACUAUUUUGAGCGCAAUGAAUCGGGAAUAUACUGUGAGUGAGUUCAGGACUGUUGUAGAUACUUUAACUGAGCUUGUACCAGAGAUGGAGAUUGCCACUGAUAUAAUAUGUGGAUUUCCUGGUGAAACUGAUGAAGAUUUUGUGCAAACUGUUAACCUUGUUAAAGAGUACAAGUUCCCUCAAGUUCAUAUUUCACAAUUUUAUCCUCGACCAGGGACACCUGCUGCAAGGAUGAAAAAAGUUCCAAGUAAUGUGGUGAAGAGAAGAAGCCGAGAACUGACAAAUGUCUUUGAAUCCUUUACACCAUACUCUGGGAUGGAGGGCAAAGUGGAAAGAAUAUGGAUUACUGAUAUUGCAUCUGAUGGAGUUCACUUGGUUGGUCAUACAAAAGGAUAUAUACAAGUUCUUGUACUUGCUCCAGACAAUAUGCUGGGAACUUCAGCUAUGGUUAAAAUAACAUCUGUGGGAAGGUGGUCAGUUUUUGGGGAAGUAAUUGAGACAGUCAACCAUGUAAGUGACGGUAAAGCUCUGAACAAGCUGGUUCCUAAUCAGGAUAUGGCUAAUCUCUGCGGUAAUCCAGCCAAGAAUGGUGGAUUCUCGGAAGUGCAAGAAUCUUGUGCUUGUGGAAAUGACAGUUGCUGUAGUCAGGAUACUCUCGAUAACAGUGAUAAUUCAAGACAGAACCAAAGCAAAAGGAAUUUCAUUGGAUGGAUGUUGAGGAAGCGGAAGCAUCUGCACAAAAAGGUAGAGAGGGAGCUUGCCUCGGGAUAUGUUAAAAAGCAAGAAGGAAGCAUGAGGGAGUGGGACUUCGUUGAUAAGGCUCUUUUGGGUGGAAUAUCUAUCAGCCUCUUGACGAUUAUUGCUCUGGUAGUAGUAGCCCUUACGUUUAGAGUUAUUUGGUCCCAGUAAAAGGCUGUUAGUUUUUAAUAUUUUUCCGAAUCAAAUUGUCAUUCGAAAGUUUUGACUUGUACAAAUUUCUUAGAUUUUAUCAAGUGUUGUCAUAUGUAUUAUUCCCGCAAAUUUUCAGCCCACAUCAUGCAUUAGGUUUUAUGGCAGUUGUAUUGAUACACGAUUCGUAGAAAAUCCUUUUGGGGCUUGAUUUAUAAGAGCGAACGAACUUGCUCAUCCA